AUGAACUCCACGACGGAAGAGAUAUGGACAUAUCACAUGGGAACAGUUGCUUAUGGAUCUUCUCCUUGUGUUAUAAUUAUAGUGAUAUUUAUUAUGAUUAAAAACUUAAGCAAUCGAAUGUACGAGUUCCGCCACAACAUCUUUGUUAUGAUUGUAUGCUGGUGGUAUAUAUUUACAAGACUAUUUGAAGUCAGCAUUGGCGUAACUGCUAUUCAUGGACAGAGCUUUAAAAAAUCUGCAGACACAGUUAGUCAGCUGUACUUACGAUUCCCUCUACGCUUCUUUUCUGUAACCAAGGCAUUUACAUGGUGUGCCGGAGUUUUGUCUACUGUUUCUUCUUUGGUUGUUAUAAUCGCAUGUGUGGUUGCUUUCUACUCAGAAAAUAUGUCAAAUGAAAAGAUGAUAGUAGCUCUUUCAACUACUCUGAUUUGCAUUAUUUUGGUCGUUUUACCUAUUGUAAUAGUCCUUAAUGCAGCAGUAACGUCAACUUUUUUCUGCAUAUUGGAAGAUUUCGAACUGGAUCAAGAAGAUAAAAAUAGAACAUGCUUCAUGAAAGCAAGUAUUAAGGAUCUAAUGUUGAAUUCUGAAUAAGAAUUAUGAUAGGAUUCUAAUGGUCUUAGCAUACGUUAUAAUUUAAUAAUUAAGUUUCUUACAACUGCUGAUGCCAGUCAAGUAUGUUUAGGGGAAUUAUCAUGAUGACUCCGUAAUAAUGUAAACUUACAGUAAAGUUUGAGAUCAAAUCGAGGUACGUUUAAUAUUUGUUAUAGUUUAAAUUAACACUAAAAAGUAAAUCUUAGCAUCUCAGACAGUUAUCCAAAAAAAAAUUCACUAACAAUAUUAUAAUAAAAAAAA
Molecule: messenger RNA, 852 nt
Organism: Copidosoma floridanum
Lineage: Eukaryota; Metazoa; Arthropoda; Insecta; Hymenoptera; Encyrtidae
Product: choline transporter-like 2
Biological process (GO): transmembrane transport
Cellular component (GO): membrane
Molecular function (GO): transmembrane transporter activity
Source: RefSeq, a predicted model, not a curated record